This is a messenger RNA of Miscanthus lutarioriparius, 399 nucleotides long. The record is from the annotation of a GenBank genome assembly. Lineage: Eukaryota; Viridiplantae; Streptophyta; Magnoliopsida; Poales; Poaceae.
AUGUCGGAGGAGAAGCACCACCACUUCCGCCACCACAAGAAGGACGAGGAGCAGCCCACCGGCGAGUACGGGUACUCCGAGACCGUGGCCACCGAGGUGGUGACCACCGGCGAGGACGAGUACGAGAAGUACAAGAAAGAGGAGAAGGAGCACAAGCACAAGCAGCACCUCGGCGAGGCCAGCGUCAUCGCCGCCGGCGCCUUCGCCCUUUACGAGAAGCACGAGGCGAAGAAGGAUCCCGAGCACGCGCACAGGCACAAGAUCACCGAGGAGGUCGCGGCGGCAGCGGCCGUCGGUGCCGGCGGCUACGCCUUCCACGAGCACCACGAGAAGAAGAAGGACCACAAGGACGCCGAGGAGGCCAGCGGCGAGAAGAAGCACCACCACCUCUUCGGGUGA